AAUUGCCCCCUCCUAAUUCCGACGUCUCGAAGAAGGGGGAAGACCUCCUCGCCACCGCCUCCUCCUUCCCCUUCUCUCGACGUUCUCGAUCCGCUUGCGUUCGAUCGAUAUGCGGUCUCGACGCCUGGUGCCUUCGUCGAUCCCGAUCUCUCGCGCCGCCCUCCUGAUCGCUCACGUCUUCCUCUGCUCGCUUCCUGGAAUCCUUUCAUCGAAGUUUGUUAUCCUAAGUUCAAUAAAGGUAUUCACUACCCAUGAGUGGCUACCUACAAAACCAACUAUUUAUUUUCAUUGUCAAGGAGCAAACGAGACCAUGUUGCCUGAUGUGAAGGAAAAAAACUUCCUGUACAUUUUCAGUGGCGAAGAAUCUUGGCAGCCUCUGACAGAACUUCCAGAAAAGAAAUGUAGAAGAUGUGGAUUAUACGAACACAACACUUUUAAGCCCGAUGAUGUCUUCGACGAGUGGGAGCUGUGUCGUAGCAAUUUUGUUGAUGGAAAAUAUGUACGUCUCAAGCACAACGAAUUCAACGCCACGUUCCUAUGCCCUCAGUGCACUGCUUUAGGAGUUGCAGGGAUGACUUCUUGGAAGAGAAGGCAGACGGUUCUGCUCGUAGUAGUGAGCAUAUUUGCUGCCGCUGUAAUGGCUGCGGGCGUGGCAGCCGUGUACAGAUACUCGCGAAAGAGGAAGAGGGAACAAGACCAGGCUCGAUUCUUAAAGCUAUUCGAGGAGGGUGAUGACCUUGAAGAUGAACUGGCUCUAGGAAAUGCCAUAUAUAAAUGAUAUGUGAGAAAUACCCCUUUUUGUUUUUUUGACUUUUGUACGUUUGCAUCCCAAACGUAAAGAGAGGUAUAUAUAUACGUAUCUUCUUCGAGUGCA
Messenger RNA from Musa acuminata AAA Group (dessert banana), 874 nucleotides. RefSeq lists its product as uncharacterized. The coding region runs from base 110 to 778 and encodes 222 amino acids. The record is from RefSeq and is a predicted model, not a curated record. Lineage: Eukaryota; Viridiplantae; Streptophyta; Magnoliopsida; Zingiberales; Musaceae. The transcript has 4 exons.